Schistocerca serialis cubense is the source of this 3032-nucleotide messenger RNA. RefSeq names its product lysine-specific histone demethylase 1A-like. The record is from RefSeq and is a predicted model, not a curated record. Gene Ontology annotation, biological process: regulation of DNA-templated transcription. The coding region runs from base 104 to 2611 and encodes 835 amino acids. Gene Ontology annotation, cellular component: nucleus. Lineage: Eukaryota; Metazoa; Arthropoda; Insecta; Orthoptera; Acrididae. The transcript is spliced from 12 exons. Gene Ontology annotation, molecular function: flavin adenine dinucleotide binding; protein binding; oxidoreductase activity.
AUUUUUGGUAAGAUAAAGAAUGACAAAUUUAUCACUGACAGAUAUACGCUAAAUGGCAUAGCUGCUGAUAUCUCACUUGCUGGAAGCUGCUGAGAUAGCAAGCAUGCGCCGGAAGUGUGAUCAAUCAAAGGGCACCAUGAGUCGUCGAAAAAAAACGAAAGUUGAAAUUCAUGAAAUGGAAGAGAAAUAUGGACAGUUAGUGGAGGAAGAGGAGGUUCCUGAUACUCCAGAAAAGCACAAAGUUAGUGCUGCAUUAGACAGUAAGCCUGUAAUAACAGAUACCUCCAGUGCGACAUUUAAGAAGAAGACUGGGGGCUCUGCAACUGCUGAAGCAGCACCAAAUGCAACACCUUCACAGGGUGGUCAGUCAGUGAAAGAAGUGAAAGAGGAAGAAAUGGAAAUGGAUUCGGAAUUAGAUGACCCUACAGGAUUGGAAGGCGCAGCAUUCCAGAAAUGUCCACAUCAUUCCAUUAUUAAGGUGUUUGACUAUACCACAGCUGUGCGGGAGGUGUUAGUAAGAAAUGUGAAAGAGGUAAAAGAACUUGAAGGUGAAUUUAGUGGGAUACUUGUAAAUUGGGGUCCACAUGGGGAAUGUGUGCCACAUCCAUUGAUUCAGGUAUUUCAAAUUAUUUUUUGUCAACGUAAUACAUUUUUACAGAUGGAGCCACCGUACAAUAGUGAUGGACCUCUUGUAGCUCGGGUACAUGCAUUCCUGGAAAGGCACGGUUUCAUCAACUUUGGAAUCUUUAAGCGGCUGCGCCCAUUGCCUGCAAAGAAACUGGGCAAAAUCAUUGUCAUUGGUGCUGGAAUAGCUGGCCUAGCUGCUGCCCAACAGCUGCAGCAAUUUGGAAUGGAGGUGUUGGUACUAGAGGCACGAGACAGAGUUGGGGGACGCAUAGCAACAUUUCGGAAAUCAUCAUAUAUUGCAGAUCUAGGCGCUAUGGUGGUGACGGGGCUUGGUGGGAAUCCAGUUACAGUACUGUCAAAGCAGAUUAAUAUGGAACUUCACAAAAUACGACAGAAAUGUCCAUUGUAUGAAUCUUCUGGGUGCACUGUUCCUAAGGAUAAAGAUGAAAUGGUGGAGCGUGAAUUCAAUCGUCUUCUUGAGGCUACAAGUUACUUGUCUCACCAACUUGACUUCAACUACGCUGGAGGAAAGCCUGUGUCUUUGGGUCAGGCUCUUGAGUGGGUUAUUAAACUUCAAGAGAAGAAUGUGAAGGAGAAGCAGAUACAGCACUGGAAGGCAGUGAUUGCAUUGCAGGAGAGGCUGGAGGCUAAUCAGCAUCAGAUGUUGGCUCUGAAGGACAAAAUCCAAGAACUUAGUCGCCAGUACAAAGAGCAUAGUGAAAAUAAAGUGGUGCGUGAUAUCACACAAGAAUUUGUUGUAAGAUCCGAACUGCGUGACCUCAAAAUUGCCUGUCGUGAAUGGGACCAACUGUUGGAGCAGCAGCGAGAAAUUGAAGAACGGCUCCAGGAAUUAGAUGCUUCACCACCCUCAGAUGUAUACUUAUCACCUCGUGAUAGACAAAUUCUGGAUUGGCACUUUGCUAAUCUUGAGUUUGCAAAUGCCACACCUCUGGACAAACUGUCUUUGAAACACUGGGAUCAAGAUGAUGAUUUUGAGUUUACUGGUAGCCAUUUGACUGUGAGAAAUGGAUACUCAUGUGUGCCAGUUGCUCUUAGCGAGGGUUUGGACAUUAAACUGAAAACAGCAGUACGCCACGUAAGAUAUACUACCACUGGAGUUGAGGUUCUGGCAACUGAUUCGCGUUGCCAUGGAAAUCCACUGAACUUUAAAGGUGAUGCUAUACUAUGUACCCUUCCUCUCGGAGUGCUCAAGCAAUCAACUUCUGCUGCUGCUCAGGAUACUGGCAGACCAAAUGUUAUACAGUUUGUUCCACCACUACCUGACUGGAAAGUAGCAGCAAUACAGCGUCUUGGUUUUGGAAAUCUUAAUAAGGUGGUGCUGUGCUUUGAUCGAAUUUUUUGGGACCCAAGUACCCAUCUGUUUGGACAUGUGGGAAGUACAACAGCAUCACGAGGUGAACUGUUUCUCUUUUGGAACUUAUACCGAGCACCUGUACUGCUUGCCUUAGUAGCUGGGGAAGCAGCUGCUAUAAUGGAAAAUGUUAGUGAUGACGUCAUUGUGGGACGCUGUAUAGCAGUUCUGAAGGGUAUCUUUGGAAACAAUUCAGUUCCACAACCAAAGGAAACAGUUGUGACAAGAUGGCGAGCAGACCCGUGGUCCCGAGGUUCCUAUUCAUUCGUUGCCGUGGGAUCAUCUGGAGCAGAUUACGAUAUUUUGGCUGCCCCUGUUACUCCAGGCCAACCACAGCCUCCUCCAGUUACUCCUGCUUCACAGAGCGGUAGCAGUGGCUCCAAUGGUAAUUCUGCAAAUCCUUCAGCCACUCCACCACCUGCUCAACAGCAGCAACCACCUCCUCGUUUGUUUUUUGCUGGAGAGCAUACAAUUCGCAAUUAUCCUGCAACUGUUCAUGGAGCAUUUCUAAGUGGAUUGCGGGAAGGCGGGAGAAUAGCUGACUACUUCACCGGAUGUCCAUACGCACCUCCAGCUGGUAGCACUACCAAUUCACAAUCAGCUGCAGCUUGAUUAUUUUCAUGUCCUUAGCCUGGCUUUACUGCUAGUAGUGUUGUAAUUUAAAACAGAUUUUUGGAAAUUGAAUACCUAACACAUUACUUUCUCUUUGGCCCAUCAUGAGUGAAACGUGAAACAAUCACCGAUACAAAUUGUCAUCUACCGUACAGAUCAGCUUUUUUCAUAUUUUUAUCUACUGUGCAGACAUGGAGUACAUAAGUACAUUGAAAUAAAAUGAGAAGUAAAGUUGGAACUAAUGCAUGUAGUUUUAGAUGUAAAGGACAAAGAAUGAUUUUGAUGGGGAUGAGCUAUAUUCUGUUCCAAGAUGAUGAUGUAGGUGAAUAUGAGACUUUUUUUAAUGGACCUCUGUGGUGUUGUGUUAGUUAUCUUUGUAUGUUACUCUUAGUGCACAAGAUAAAAAAAGUUAGAGGUGACA